Molecule: messenger RNA, 3790 nt
Organism: Formica exsecta
Lineage: Eukaryota; Metazoa; Arthropoda; Insecta; Hymenoptera; Formicidae
Gene: pain
Product: transient receptor potential cation channel protein painless-like
Exons: 3
Coding region: 213-2906 (897 amino acids)
Biological process (GO): monoatomic ion transport; transmembrane transport
Cellular component (GO): membrane
Molecular function (GO): monoatomic ion channel activity; protein binding
Source: RefSeq, a predicted model, not a curated record
GCUUCUGUAUUAAAUAUAACAAAUCGAGAGAAAAAGAUUUUGAAAAAAAAUUAGUGAAAAAUGUCGUCUGUGCAGAACAAUAGAUAUUAUACAGAGUAUCCUGAUCGAUCGAUUUUUAAUAAAUCCAUGAAUAUUGUUCGAAAUUAUACGUUAAUGAUUUCGCAAGAAAUAUUUCACAUGAGGAAUAAAGAGAAUUUCUAUUAAAAGGCAAAAUGGAUUUGGAAGAGAAUUUACUGCAGGAGCAUCUGCUGAACGUCUACGAUUCUUCCCCGACCAGCACCCAAGUUCUUUACAAUCUUCUGCUGGACGCACUACGAUCCAAGGAUUUUCGUUCCUUCAAAAAUACUGUGGAACAUAGCUUGAAGAAACAGCCACCCGCUUUAAACAUCAACUACGUCCAUCCCAAUCAUUCGGAAGAGACGUGCCUUGACAUAGCUAGUAGAAAUGGCUUAACGGAGUUCGUAGAGUUUCUAUUGCGCAAAGGAGCGAAUCCAAAUAGGGUGAAUGAGGUGCACAAUCGCGCUCCCAUUCAUUUCGCCACCGAAGGCGGACACGUGGAUACGCUGGCAGCUUUGUUGGCGGAGCCAACGAUAAAUCCGAAUCUCGAGGCAGGACAGCAGACGGCUUUGCAUAUCGCGGUACGGAAGAAGAAUCUCGCAUGUGCCGAUCUGCUGUUAGAAAGAGGUGCCAGCGCCAGUAUUCCCAAUAACAAAGGCCUGACAGCCCUCCACUUGGCAGCGAUGAAGGGACAGCGCGAUAUGGUAGAGCUGAUACUAAAUAAAUGCCGACAGUGUCCGGACGUGGACAGUUACAGAGAUUAUAACCAUCAAACGACGCGAGAAGUGCUUCAACAAAAGUUGCCGGAAUUGUUAUUGCCGCCCAAGUCCGAAAACCGAGAGGCGAACGCACACGAUCUCAAGUAUUACCUGAUCGCUAAUGAUGAGACGAAUUUUUUAAGGAGUCUGGAACUCGUCAAAAUGGAGGUUCUUCACAGUGUGGCCGAGGAUUUGCUGGAGAUGGCCGCGCAACGUGAUUUGCACGAGGUCGUGAUGGGAAUUCUGGAAAAACUCAAGGGAAGUCUCUUCAGCAUAAAGCAAGCUGCGCACGUGGCUGUUGAACGGGGUAAUCACGCUAUUCUUCAGGAAUUGCUGAACGUGGAGCCUGAAGUGGCAAAUGAUUUGAUUUUAAAUGUCUGCCUGGAGCUGGGAAUGCCAGGAAAACGAGGAGUCGACAAUACGUCCGAUCGAUUGCAGUGUAUGAGGUUAAUCCUGGAACAGGAAAACGUGGAUGUUCGAUGUACUGACAAUAAAGGCAACACGCCACUGCAUUACGCAGCCAGGGCGGGUUGUCGCGAAGCAAUAACUUUGCUCCUCGAGCGAGGCAGUUACAUCGGCCACAUGAACAACUUCAAUGUACCGCCCAUCGCCGACAUCCCGGUGUGCACGCUGUCGCAUUACUUUGAUGAUUGUCUACAGACGCGAAAGGAGCGGACAAACGAAUACACCAUCGAAUUCAAUUAUCGCUGUCUGAUGCCGCACGACGUUCUCGCGGAACACGACAAAAGUCGUCGGACAACUUACGAGAUGGAAGUGUUCAAAUACAUCGCUUGCAACGGCGCUCUCAAACACUUGCUGAAGCACCCGUUGCUCUCGUCCUUCCUUUUCCUUAAAUGGCAUAGGAUACGGCACAUUUUGUAUGCGAAUUUUGUCUUCUACGUGAUCUUCUACUUUUUGCUAAACGCUUACAUUCUGGGCAUGACUUAUGACAGUUCCGCGAAUAAAAACGGAACACAGACGGUCAACAGCUCGAACGAUGCUGCUCUGGAAAGUACCUUGCAAGUCGCCUGGUAUCAGAACAAUCUCCUGUGGGUUUUCACCACCGUGCUAUUGCUGCUCUUUAUCUCCCGGGAGAUCCUCCAGUUCAUCUCCUGUCCUUGGCGUUAUCUGGGAAAUUUGGGCAAUUGGUUGGAAGCUGCGUUGAUCGUGCUGACUUUCGCCGUGCUGUGCGGCGCGGGACCCCAGGUCAGCGCCAUAGUGAUCCUCCUGUCCGCGUGGGAAUUGGUGAUCCUGAUCAGUCAGCAUCCGCGCAUGACCACCGGUAUCGAGAUGUUCCGAACAGUCUCUUUCAAUUUCGCUCGCUUCCUCUUCCCAUACGCGUUCCUCAUCCUCGCGUUCGCUCUGGCCUUUUACACGCUCUUCAAAGACGGCGACGACACGAGCUUUCCCGAUCCCGGUCGCUCGCUUUUCAAAACUGUUAUCAUGCUCACUGGGGAGUUUGAUGCCAAUGACAUCCCGUUUGUCUCGCAUCCCGUUUGGAGUCAUAUCGUAUUCGUAUUGUUCGUCUUCCUCAUCGCCAUCGUACUGUUCAAUCUGCUCAAUGGUCUGGCGGUCAGCGACACUGCCGAGAUCCUUUGCAAGGCCGAAUUGGUUGGACUCAUCUCCCGAAUACGUCUGAUUUCCUAUAUCGAGGAUGUGGCGGUCGGCAAAUCAUGCAGGCAUUGUUUCUGCUGCGGAAAUUCAUGCCGUCUGCGAUGGAAUCCGUUCGGCUUCCUUGCAAGGAGGAUUCUUUUGUUUCCACAAUAUCUAAGAGACGGCAGAAUCAGCAUCAAGCCGCACGAUUGUCUAGACGUAUACAACAACGACAGGCAUUAUGAGAAAUACAUUCGCAGCGAGUCCGUGAAUCGCGACAAACGUUGGGCUACAUUGAAGAUGGAUCCUAAUAUAAUCAAACAAGCUAAACAAAUUAUCUCCAAGAAAAAUCAAUUGUCUGACAACGAGAUGAUAAUGAUAGCGUUGAAUAAACUGCAGGAGAAACUGGCGGGGAUGGAGCUCGCUUUGAAUACCGUGAAGCUUGCAGUUGAGAAUAAUAAUGUCGAUAAUACGGUGGAUUCUGUGAGGGAGAGUUAAUAAGCGGAUGUAUAGAAACCUAUCUUUCUUUAAGUAUUUUGUAUCCUGUAAAAAAAAAAGAAAGAAGAUUUAAUUUAUAAAAUGACUUACUCGCUCUGAGUUCAUUUUAUUUUAUAUACUAACAUUAAACACAAUACACUGUUAAGUAUAUGUUAAAUUUUAUUAUUAUAUUUUAACAGAGACGUUGACUUACCCUAAGCUGCGUGCCAAUGUGCCAUUAAUAUAAUCGUAAUCGAGGUAUAGCGCUUAUACGCUAAAUAUUAUACAAUGCGGAAAUAUAUAAAUAUAUCGUUGCACGUUUUAUAACAAACGUUCUAUCAAUCAAUUAGAAUUAUUCUAUUACAAUUUGUAUUCUUGUAAGCAACUUUUUAGCAAUAUUUAUAAUAUUAUCAAUUUCAUCAUUUUUAUAUAACUCUUUUAACGUUUUUAAUAUAAUUCUAAUGACAAAAAGAUACAUUGUCGCACGUGUAUAUGCGCGCGCAUGUGCGCAUGUAUGUGUGUAAAUAAGUGCGUUAGAAAAUAAAUAAAUCUUUUUUCAAAAUUUAUAAUUAAAUUAUUGUCGUAGAUCUCUGCAUAUUUGUGAAUAAAUCAGCAUGGACGAGAUAAUAUAUUACUAACCAGAUACAUCUUGCUGUACGACAGUUUUCUCUCUUCCUCGACGUACCAGAAUGUCGGUGUAAAACAUGUUGAAGUCAAGCCUAAUAUAAACGUUGUUAUUAAAACGCGAAGAGAUGUAUAAAAAUUAUAUAUAUGUUUAGCAAAAACUUAUGCAAUAAAUAUACGAAAUGUUUUGCAUAAAAACAGUUAUAUAUGAACCUAACAUCCGAAUGUAAAUUUGUCACACAAAGAUAAUGAAAUGAUGGCUAAUAAGAGCAAGCUGAUGA